Messenger RNA from Chrysochloris asiatica (Cape golden mole), 984 nucleotides. RefSeq names its product germ cell associated 1 (gene GSG1). The record is from RefSeq and is a predicted model, not a curated record. Gene Ontology annotation, cellular component: plasma membrane. The coding region runs from base 1 to 984 and encodes 327 amino acids. The transcript has 6 exons. NCBI's taxonomy places the organism in Eukaryota, Metazoa, Chordata, Mammalia, Afrosoricida, Chrysochloridae.
AUGGAGUUCCCGAAGGUCUUCCCCAGCCAGCGGACCUUCCUAUCUUCCAUCUUCAGCAUGCUGUCACUCAGCCACUCCACAACAUCCCUGCACAGCAGCUACUGGUUUGUGGACACACCAAAGGUGCCCAAGCCCCUGUGCAGAAAAGAUCUGGCAACCAAGUGCUUUGGCAUGCCGAUGUCCUUGGUUGGGAACAACACCAACACAUCAACCCAGGAGAUGGUGCAGUACUGCUGGGAGACUAGGGAUGAUCAGCUCUCCUUCCACCCCUUCCAGAGUGGCAUGUGGCUAUCCUGUGAGGAAACCAUGGAAAACCCAGGGGAGAAAUACCGAAGUUUCUUUGAACUCACACCACCAGCCAAGAGAGAAACCCUCUGGCUAUCAUUGGGAGCCCAGAUCACCAACAUUGGACUUCAAUUCACCAGCUUCUGCCUGCUACUAAUGGACUCGCUGUUCACUGGGAACCCUGGCUGUGACCUCAAGCUGAGCGCCUUUGCUAUUUCCUCUGUAUUGUCAAGUCUUUUGGGGAUGGUGGGCCACGUGAUAUAUUCACCAAUUUUCCAGGCAACUGCCAACUUGGGUCCAGAGGACUGGAAGCCACAUGAUUGGAAUUAUGGCUGGGCCUUCUACACGGCCUGGGUUUCCUUCACCUGCUGCACGGCAUCUGCUGUCACCACCUUCAGUACUACGUAUACCAGGACAGUGCUGGUGGAGUUCAAGCGCAGGCACCGGACGAGCUUCAAAGAAAACCCGAGUCGCCUCCCACAUCACCACCAGUGUUUCCUUCAGCAGCUGCCAUCUGCAGCCCACCUCAGGGGGCCUUCGACCGGCUGCCACCACUACCAAAAUCAGUCCAUCCGCUCCAUCUCUGAAGGCGUUGACUUCUACUCAGAGCUACAAAACAAGGGAGUUCAGCACGGGACGGGCCAGGAGAGGAAAGAAGAGGUCUCCGCUGGGUCAUCUAUAGAGGAAGUGCAGUGUUAG